This is a messenger RNA of Mobula hypostoma (lesser devil ray), 3626 nucleotides long. RefSeq names its product collagen, type XIII, alpha 1 (gene col13a1). The record is from RefSeq and is a predicted model, not a curated record. The transcript has 35 exons. Lineage: Eukaryota; Metazoa; Chordata; Chondrichthyes; Myliobatiformes; Myliobatidae. The coding region runs from base 48 to 1658 and encodes 536 amino acids.
CAGCUGGAGCUCCAGGAAGAGAUGGCUUUCCGGGAAACAAAGGAUCCAUGGGCCUACCAGGGAGAAGGGGUCUAAAGGGGGAACCUGGUGAAGAGGGAGCUCCAGGAGAUCCCGGCAUCUCAAUCAUUGGACCCCGUGGCCCUCCUGGUCAACCAGGAGCGAGAGGGUUCCCCGGAUAUCCGGGCCCUAUAGGGUUGGAUGGUAAAUCUGGAAAAGCUGGACCUAAGGGUGACGCAGGCAUGCCUGGUCCCAAAGGUGAAAAGGGGGACUGUGGUCUUAAAGGGGAAAAGGGUCCACAAGGUCCAAAGGGCGACAAGGGCCAACGUGGAGAUUCAGCACUCACGUUUACAUCACCUCAACUGAAAAUACUACCACCUGCUGACCAGUUCAUCAGACGCCUGUAUCUCAAGGGUGAACAAGGACAGGCCAAUUGCUCCCCAGGACCACCUGGACCUCCAGGACCUAAAGGACCUCCAGGGGAUUCAGGAAAACCCGGAGCUAAUGGUUUACCAGGGAAACCUGGAGAUCCUGGACAUCCUGGAAGAGACGGAACUAAGGGGGAUAAAGGAAUGACAGGACUUCAGGGAAAACCCGGAAUGCCAGGACUCCCAGGAAGGAAGGGUGACCGAGGAGAAGUCGGGCAAAAGGGAGAGCCUGGUGAAAUGGGUCGGGCAGGCGCCAAAGGAGAAAAGGGUGAAAGUGGCCUGCCAGGAAGAGAUGGCACACCAGGGCAGAAAGGUGAAGUAGGCGAACCAGGCUCAGCAGCAGGUGGAAUUAAAGGUGACUCAGGGUUGCCUGGACCUGUUGGCCCUCCAGGACAGAAGGGUGAAGCAGGGGAACGAGGCAUGCAGGGCCCUCCAGGUCCUAAAGGUGAAGCAGGAAAAACUGAGAUAAUUGACUAUAAUGGUAACAUCAAUGAAGCACUCCAGGGCCCUCCAGGAGCUCCAGGAAGGCCAGGUCCACCGGGCCAGAAGGGUGAAGUAGGCUUGCCAGGUGUACCUGGACUUGAUGGAGAAAAGGGCCCUCGUGGUAAAACAGGUGAUACUGGACUAAUUGGUCUACCGGGCCCACCAGGACCUGAAGGGCCAAAGGGGGAGGCAGGAAUUAUGGGAUUCCCUGGGCCUAAAGGAGACAAAGGAGAUAUCGGCCAGAUUGGAUCACCUGGUUUGGAUGGGCCGACAGGUGAAAAAGGAGAAAGGGGUGAGCCAGGGUUGCAAGGCCCCCCUGGGCUACCAGGUCCCGUCGGACUUCCAGGUUCAACCGUUAACGGGUCACCAGGACUACCCGGGCCACAGGGCCCUCCAGGUCAAAUGGGACCUCAUGGCCUUCCAGGGACAAAGGGCGAGCCUGGGUCAGAAGGUCCCAAAGGUGAUAGAGGUGAUCGAGGUCCCCUGGGACUGCCUGGUGUACCAGGGCCAGCAGGACCAAAAGGAGAAAGGGGCGAUAAAGGAGAGGUGGGAAUUAUGGGACCAAUGGGACCACGGGGAUUACCUGGUUCACUAGGACCAAAGGGUGAAAAGGGAGGCCGGGGGGAGAAGGGAAAGAGAGGUGCUAAAGGGCCUAAAGGGGAUAAGGGAGACCAAGGAGUGCCUGGAUUAGAUGCACCUUGUCCAUUGGGUGAAGAUGGUUUACCUGUACAGGGCUGUUGGAAUAAAUGAUGAUGGUCUAACCUCAGAAUGGAGUGUGUACAUAGAAUAUUUAUUUUUAUACAGUUUUUUGCAAUUAUAAAAGUUACCUUUUCUAAAAAUUUCAUAUUUUAAUAGCACAUUUUGUAUAAAUUGUAUUAAAUCCUGUAUGUGUCUACCAUUGUCUUUGUACUUGCGUAUUCAUCUGCUAAUUUUGUUACAUAAUACUGCAGUUAUUAUUUGCAUGAUAUUUGUGCAUAAUAUAAAGAGCCACUGCUGCAUUAUAAUUUAUUGUAUUAUAUGAAGUGGGCUGCCCUUAACUGCAGACCUGGUUAUUUGAAGUCAUUGCCCCAGACCAAUUGCAAACUGUAUGUAUUCCUGCCAGGGAUUUAUUUGUGCCUUCCUGCUGAUAUAACACAUGUUGCACAAGUGUAUGUUAAUCCUGGUAUAAGCAAACAAUCCAAAUGCUUCAGCAGAGGUUGCUGGUAAUGAAAACCGAGAAAAGACAGAUGCAUUUUUUAAAAUUCUAUAUGUGAACCUGUAUCAAGUAAUCAUGUCCUUUUCAGGACUAACAGCAGUAAAGAAUGCUAAUCUGUUGUCCUAGCAUUUUCAUACCAGCUGUGGUUAAUGUUUAAGUGUUAACCUUCAGUCCUUGCAAAUUCUUAAGUGUUACCACAACUCUUGUUAAUAGUUGCAUGGUGUGGAAUAAGCUGAUGAAAUUGCUGGGUGCAAUAACCCUCGGAAAGCUACAGCCUCCUUUCCUUGCUGAAGUUGAUUUCAGUAUUAAGUAUAGCAGAAGACACCAAUAAAGACAUCAUUUGACAUGGUCCACAAGAAUAAGGCUUUCUGUUUGUUUUUAGCUAAUUGCACGAUUCCAAGAAAUACCAUUAACACAACUUGCAAGCUUUAAUAUAUUCUACAGUUUAGAAUAUAUAUGUAAACUGUUACAAGAUGACAAUGUUCUUCUACUAGCCACCUUCCUCCAAAUUAGUUGCUUUAGUACCUCUAAGAUGAGCAAUUUCCAACCCAUAGAGUCACUGCUAUCAAAUUUGCGUUUUUCUCAGCCUUCCAAAAGUCAUAAAGCAGGAGUUUCCAACCUUUGUUAUGGCAUGGAUCAAUACCAUUAAGCAUGGGAUCCAUGGACCCCCAGGUUGGGAACCCCUGUCAUAAAGCAACAAAGGCCAAGGAAAGCAUUCAGCAUUGUGUUCUUUUCCCAUACUGCCUCAUUGGUAGAAUUCCAAUCGAUCCUCCCCUCUCCUGCUAUUUCUCAUUAGCCGACAGAUUUUCUUUCUUUAUCAAUCAUUUAUCCAAUUCCCUUAUUGAGUCAGCCUCCACUGGCCAUUCCAGUAGGAGGGCAGCUAAUGAAGGAAGGAUACACAAACCUGCAAAGGUUCAUUAAUCUGUGCGUGCACCAACUAACAAUUUUCAGGCAAAUGUUUAGCAUGGAGUGCUUCUGAAUUUAGUAUUACCUGUUACAGUUCCUGUUCCCGGUUCAUAGAUUACAAUUUACAAUUGACCUAACAUCAGGUGCUUUUUUUUUGGAAGGGGGUUCCAAACUUCUACCACUUCAUGCACAUUCUGUUCUUCAAAAAACUUGCCUCAUACUUUUAAUCUAUAUUCUCUCACCUUGGCCCACAACAUUUGGCAAAAACAUUUUCCUUUAGUAUCCUGAAAAUUUAAAUCAAGUUGCCCCUAGCAUUCUAAUUCCAAGGCAUACACAGAGUCUGAGUGAUUAUUCUUUUUAAUUUUGCACUUGAAUACUCUUGGUGUCCAUAUGUGAACCUAAACUCUCCAAGCCCAAUAUCUCUCCCCCACUAGAUGUGGUCUAAUCAGAGUUUUCAAUAGCUGCAUUAUAACCUCAUAAAUCCGGACAUAUGUUCAAACCUCAGUGUUUAGUUAGCCUCUUUGAUUAUGUUUGUAUCUCCUCAUAAUGGUUUAAUCAUCUAAGUACAGAGGAUGCUCACUACCAGAUCCCUUUAGAAUUCCAGUUCCAAGUAUUUG